Messenger RNA from Trichoderma gamsii, 639 nucleotides. RefSeq lists its product as hypothetical. The transcript has 2 exons. NCBI's taxonomy places the organism in Eukaryota, Fungi, Ascomycota, Sordariomycetes, Hypocreales, Hypocreaceae. The record is from RefSeq and is a predicted model, not a curated record. Gene Ontology annotation, biological process: polyketide metabolic process. The coding region runs from base 1 to 639 and encodes 212 amino acids.
AUGGGCCUAAGCGAACGCCUUCCAAUUAGACUUUCUCAUAACAUCAAACAAGUCCGACUAAUCGCCCGUCGAAAGCAGCCAGCUACUACUCAACUAUACCACCUACCACUAUCUUUUCACCGUAACUUGGACCGCCAGCUAUACCAAUUGGGCGCUGAGAUGGAGGCCCUAUCUGUGCCAGAAUUGAAUCGCCAAGUGGUUACCCGAUACUUCCAGGAGUUCUGGACCAAUGGGAACGCCGACAUUGUCGACGAACUGUGCGACGACAACGUAACUAUCUUUUACCCCAUGCAUGGCCGAAUGGUUGGUAAAACCGCCGCCAAGGAAGUCAUAGCCAGGUUCAAGCAGUCCUUUCCGGACGUCUCAUUCCGAUUGCUUUCCCCGUUCCCUCUCAUUGCCGAAAGCGACUAUGUAGUUGCGCGGUGGUUCGGCGGGGGUAAGCAUACUGGGCCGGCAUUCUAUGAGUUGCCUGUUGGGAGUCUGCCCACGCCGAAUACUGGUAAAGAAAUGCGGUUUUCCGGAACUACAAUCUACAGGUUGCAGAAUGGUAAAAUCAUAGAAGAGACUGGUGAAGAGUCUGGCCUGGUGGCGCUGCAGCAGCUCGGUUUGAUUAAGAUGAAUGAUGGCUUUGCUCCCUGA